AUGGUUGCUCGUGACAAGAAGCCACUUAGUCUCUUCGAUUGGAAGAUUUGGAGCAUGGCCAAACCUCGGCUCUGGCGGUAUGGUGACGCUUCGAAUCUGUUUGACCGCGAAGAACCUCUGUCGACUGCAGAAUGGACGGCGUGUAUGCUACGGCGUGAGGAGAUGGUGUAUUCUCUGGACAGUGAUGAGACUCCAUACACGGCCCCUGUCAAGAAUCGAUUUACAGGAGAUUGGGUGGCUUUGCACAUGAUGUCAACCAUUUGUCGUCUGACCGAUCAACGCAAUGCUUCGUACAACUUUUUGAAAAAUGGUGGUAUGGCUUUCGCGAAGAACCUGCAAGAGUUGCGAGCAUCAGAUUUAGCACUUGCUGCCAGAGUGGUUGAACCAACGUGGGGUGACUCUCUGCAGCAAGUGCUGAAGAAUGAUGCUGUGCCUCGGAAGGUCAAAGCUUGCUUCGAGGCGAUGCAGGCUGCGUCCGCCAAUGUUGUCGGCACAGAUGGACAUCGUAGACAUUGUCGCCACGAAGGGUGGGCUUACAUGGAGAUGUUUGGUCCUCCGUUGGUUUUCUUGACGCCGAAUAUUGCAGACACUCAGCAUCCUUUGCUCUUGGUCAUUCAAGGAGAAACAGUGGAUCUGGGCGGAGUGGCAGCUGACAUGCCAGAGACGCUGCCGAAGUACCGGGAUAUGAUGCGGCGCCUUGCCCAAGAUCCGGUCGCCCAGACUCUGCAAUUCGAGUUUCUGAUGCGUUUGUUCCUGCAGCACGUGCUGAACUUUCGCCCCGAGACGUUGGAUUGUCGUCGCGGCGGUGUGCGCGCGUUUGCGCGAGAGUGGUGCAGCGAUGGGGCGGCCGCUGCAUCCACGGGCGCCGGCAUGUUGGGCCCGGUCGCCGCUUUCCGCGGCGAAAUCGAAGCCCAAGGGCGCGGCUCCUUGCAUCCGCAUGUUCUGGUCUGGUUACUAUGCGGUCAUUUGGAUGUUAUGGGACAGCUCGCAGAUCUUUUGAAGCACAACAAAGUGGAACUCCAACUACGUUUGAAGCAUUUUAUGCAAAUGGUAGUUGCCAGUUUCGAGUCUUUGUCGCAAGCCUCCGUGCAAGCGGCACCACGCCUCUUCGACGGCAACUCCAUGUCGAAGAGCGUUGGCAUCAGUCAAGUGGCCCGCAACUUGUCGAAGUACGACGGCGGCAGUGAUUUGAUCUUGCUGCGAGAAAUGCCGGAGCUGACAACCGAACAGCAGCAGUAUUUGGAGUCCGCUGCAGAAGCUGACUGGAGACGGCCGCUGUAUCGGCUGCGCAGUGUACUCUGCGCAGCCGAUACUGCGGACAUUGACGCCGCAGCGUGGCAGCUCGCAUUUGCAGAGGACUUGCAUAGUCUGAUGCCGACGCUGCUACGGCAUGCCUGCAGCGAAUCGUGCUACAAAUAUUCUGAUGCGAGCUCCGUGCGCUUCAAGAUCUGCAGGCAUGGCUUCUACCACGUGGUGAAUGUCUUCGAAGGUUGUCGUGUGCGACGCAAGGGCAAGGCAUUGCGUCCAAGCAUUCACAUUGGAUCAGAAGCAGAAGCUGAUUACGGCAUGCAAGGUCGCAUGCGCCCUAUUCAGCUGACGCCUUUCGAGUGUCAGACUUGUUAUGGCGGCUUGGUCGCCGGUCGUCACAACUUGGAUUUGCAAGAUAUGAGGCGUGUGCUUGAUCCUGCACUGUGGUUAGAUUCCGACGAGCAUUUGCCCCAUGUUGGCUUCACUGAUUCCUUGGGUUACAUGGCUUGGUAUGAAUGGAAUGGCAAAGCUUAUGAGGUUCGUUCUGACGCGCCGACUACUGCAGUGUCAUGGUUAAGUCGCAGAGAUUGGGCGCCAGACUUUCGAUCUGCUUGGCUGACGGCUCAUCAACAAUUCAUGGAGAAAGAAGGCGAGCCUGUCACCAGCGACGCACAAGAUGAGGACGCGCCAAUGCCGCCAGCAGAAGAGCAAGAACAAGAUGUGCGCAUGGCAAACGCGGAAGACACAGACGAUGCCACCGCUGAACUCACACGAGCCAUCCGCUGCGGCAUCAGUGAAGCAUUCUGUGAUGGCAUCAACAGCGGCUUCUACAUCAACAGCUAUACCACCAAGCCUGGACCUGGUUUAGCUGGUAUGUUGGAAGAGCUCCAAAAAGGCAUUGAGCGAUUGGAGAAUGAACGGCAGGAGCGCGAACAAGACCGUGAGAAGCAGGCAGAAGCUGCGCGCGCGGCUGGCGAGCAUGUUGCAGGCAGACGUGGUGUGCUUUUUGCCGAAACAUUGAAGACAUUGUCUCGCCUGUCGUCUUCCUAUCGUCGAUGUCAUUGGAAAAGUGCCAGUGAACUCAUCUUCCCUUUGUUGUUUCAGCACAUGACCUUUGCGUCGCAUCGCACCUGGAAGCUAUAUGUGAAAAAGGCAAUUUUUUUCGCUGUGGAAGCUUGGAGGCAGCAGUAUGGCGAGAGUGUUUUGCGACCGAAGGAGAAUCUGGAUGUUGCUUCUGAUCCAGUGGUGUUUCGUCGCGAUGGCCUUGAUCCAGUAACCUUGGUUGGUUGGAAGAAGGUUGCACGCGUAGACCAAGAAACUGGUGAGAGUGUCUAUGUUUAUGUUGGUCCUCAUGGGCAAAAUUGUGCUGAUUUGGACGAAGCAUUUGCUGUGUACGAUUCAUCGGUUGAUUUGGACAGAGGUGGUCCAGGGAAAAAGGCCCAACAAAAAUUGACAUUCACAGAAGAACUGUUAAAGAUUCACCAGGUGACAGAAACCGUGGCACGAGACGACACUGAAUCGGGUGAGGCCACCAACUUGAGAGCUUUGCAAGCUACUGGAGAAGAUGUUGCUGUUCUUGAGGGAUCAUCUUUGUUGAAGUCGUCGAGGCCGUUGGCAGUGACUACAAGCAGUCUGGAGGAUUAUCUGUUUCGUGGGUCACAUCCUUUGCUUGCAGGAUUGAGUUGGUCAACGUACGGUAUGUGGGUCUAUCGCAUUGAGCUGCCGCCGCGCGCAGAGCGGUCGGUUCGAGCAGCCAUACCUCGUUACGUUGAUGUGUACUUCGAUCCGGCAUACAAGUUGUACCAGACUCAUGCUCAACGCAUCAGCACAGAGCCUCGUGUUCCUAUGUUUGAAGGCUUCACAAUGCCUCCGUUGACUUUGGACUCUGAGCGCAACGCUAUGUACAAACAGGUGCAAUGUCGUCCUACUGCAAUCUUUGCCGACGAGAACGUCGAGCAGGAUGCAGAGACAUUGGUGUUGGAAGCUUUCAAGCAGUAUUCCACACCAAAAAAACGCGUCCCUGGAGAGGAUAUGUCGGAAACGGCUGCAGUUGCGUUCACUAGAUCAUUGCUUGAAUGGCAGGAUGACAUGAAACGAGAAGCAACGAUCGCCAGAUACCGCUUUGCUGCCCGUCAACAAUAUCCGUCUUUAUGGGAGACAGCUGAAAUGGUUGCUUUGCUGGAAGAGAAGUUGAGUUUGGCGACAGGCACCACAGUGACAACUCCAGACACAGACCCUGAUCGGUUGAAGCCACGGUGCACUGCAGCACAAUAUUCUUCUAUGUUGGCCGAAAGUCGUAUUGCGCAUCUGGAGGGAUUGGCGCGAGCCAGGCAACAGAAACCGAAGCGGCGCCGCGACACGGAUGCGCGGCUCUAUGAAGAGUACGUGAAGAUCACCACGGCUGGAGAGAAGGACGACGAUGAGGCUGCUGACAAUCCAGAGGAAGAGAUGGAAGUUAGUGUUGCGACAAAGCCAUCGGAAGUCUUUCAACCCAUCGUGUUCCAAGCGAACGCAGAAGAGCAGAAGAAACUGUUGCUGUUCGAAUGCCAAGGGCGACACAAUCAGUACACAAAAGAUUUUCUGGAGGAGGCGUGGAUCAAGAAUGAUUUGUUCGAAGCGGCUGCUAAGUGGAAGAGCUGCAGCAAACACGACCUGCAUGCCGUGUUUCAUGCAUUGAACAGCUUGUCACCAGACCGAAGAGCAGACGUCUUGGAUGGACCACGUACCGGAGCAGUCGCAGAAGAGGAAGCAGCGCCCAUGGACACGGGCGAGGACGACCGCCACGUCUUUUUGAAGAAAUGUUUACCUCGACUGCCUGCUGAUUGUGUUCGCUUCAGCCAGCAACGGGUUUACAGCAAGCCUUCUGACUUAGUGAAAGCUAUGAUUCAAGCAUUACCCGCCAACAGGCGCUUGAACGAGGACCAGGAAAUUUUCAUGAUGCGCUUUGCCGAGGUGCUCGACGUUGUCUACGAGCAAGAAGUCGCGGAGCAGCCGCCCGACAAGCGACAUGUCUACCACAUGCUCCUUCUGGGUCAAGGCGGCUCUGGCAAGACGCACAUCGUGCAGAAUAUCAUUUUUCCAGUUGUCCAUUUCAUUUGGCCAGCAGACAAUGAGGCAGAGACCCUGAUGGUUGUGGCCGCCAAGAAUGCGCAGGCCAAAAACAUCUCCACAGAGCAGGUGCGGGCAAGGACAUUACACGGAGCCGCGCUGCUCGGUGUCCAGUCCCUGACCAACAGCAACAUGGCGGCCGGCUCCAAGGAAAACGCGCUACAAAAACUCUGGGGCUCGGUUCGCGUGUUGGUCGUGGAGGAGAUCAGCAUGGUAUCUGCUUUGUUGUACAACAUGUUGGACUAUCGAGCGAUGCUGGGUCGUCGUGUCGUUUUCAAAGUGGACCGACACACCUACACAAAAACUGGUUGUGCUUUUGGUCGGGUGCCGAUUGUUCUGCACCUUGGUGAUUUCUUUCAGCUUCGUCCGACUGCGCAGUUGUCGUUGCUGGACGACUUGGAAGCGAAGGACGACGAUGGGAAUUAUGUCUAUCAGGACGUGCCAGCAGAGGUGCAGCACGCACAGCAACUUUUUGGCUCGAUUCCAGAUGUUUUCGAGCUCCGUGGCACAAUGCGAUUCAAACCUGGUGACCCUUUGAUUGACAUUUUGCAGCACAUGCGGUCUGGCAAACGCUUUCCCGAUUCGUUGUGGGCAAGGUUGCAGGAAAGGUUUGCGGUAGAUGUUUCUCCUGGUGUGCAAGAUGCACGGUUCGACGAAGCCAAGUUUCGCGAAGGAUACGGCAUGUCGAUUUACUGGGCCUCUCUGGGUCGCAUGAUGUGCCGCAGAGCGCUUAUGGAUGCUGUCCGCCUGGCACAUCCAUUAGUUUUGCUUCAGGCAGCUGAUGUGUGCAGUGACCUGGACAAGGAGACUGCUUUCCGCUUCUUGAACCGUCCGAAUCCCUACCGCACUGGUCAUAUGCAUGGAAUCUUUCCCUGUCAUGUCGGCAUGCAGGUGCGACUUAUCGCGAAGUUGGCUGCUGACAAAGGAAUGAUUCAAGACACCGUUGGCACCAUCAUGGAUUUUGAGUUUCACAGCCAAGAUCGCCGACGCUAUUCGCACUGCGCUGGUGGAGAUCUGUUUUCGCCACGGUAUUUGCCGUCAGGCAUUUGGCUGUCCAUUGAUGGUUUCCAGGGAUGUUCUGACUGGAUGAAUUUGAUGGACUUAUGCCGGCAACAUGUCCCAGAUGAUGCAACGGCCGAAAAGUUGGCUCGCAGCUUUUGGUUUUUGCCUGCGGAAGAAAUUGUCGUGAAAUUCUCCAGCACGCAGAAUUACCAGGUGCGCCGCUGUGGAUUCAGGAUGACGCACGCAAACUUCUUUACAAGCACAGGGUCGCAGGGUUUGACUUUGCGGAAAGGCACAGUGGUUGAUUGUGCGCGUUUGCCAGAGAUGGACGACGACAAUUGGUGGCUCCAUCUUUACGUCAUGUUCAGCCGCGUGACGGCUUUGGGUGAUUUAUUAUUGCUACGUCCACCGCCACGGGAUGUUCUCGAACGUGGGCCACCAGCAGCGAUCGCUGAGAAAGUUGCCGCAUUUCAGAAGCGAGCAGAAGAAUGUCGACAAGGGACAUUUUCUAAGUGCCAACGUCGCACUGAACCAUAG
This is a messenger RNA of Cladocopium goreaui, 5895 nucleotides long. Lineage: Eukaryota; Dinophyceae; Suessiales; Symbiodiniaceae. The record is from the annotation of a GenBank genome assembly.